AUUGUCAACGACGGCCCAACGCGCAUUGAUCCGUGGCCUCCCACAUUCCCCAGCAGAGAGAGGAGCAGAAACCUCACGCGUUCCCCGCCGUCUCCCACUCCGCUCCCACACCCAGGCGCGCGGCAAGGCAGACGCAUCAAAACACACAGCAGCACGGCAGCGCGUCCAGUGCCCCGCCAUAACUCCGGUUCCCCUUCUCGGCUUCUCCUCCUUCCCCGGCAGUUAAUGCCGCCAACCACCAGAUCCAGCCCCCCGGAAACAAAUACCCUCUUCCCGUUCUGCCCCUCCCCCCCCCGCGCAUCAUGCCAUUCCGCCCCACGAUCAUACCCCCGCCGCUGCCGCCGACGAGGGGGAUUGAGCCAUGUCCAUCCUCGACCCGCUCGCAUCGCUCGGGCUCGGGUACGCCAUCGCCAUCGCGCUCGGCGUCCUCGUGCUCCUCGCGUCGGUGCUACUGGCAUCCUACUUCUGCCUCCGCCGCGGGGCCGGCGAGGGGUUCGGCGGCGGCAACAGCUCCGCGCGGCACGCCGUCUCCUCCGCCUCCAGCUCGGGGCACAUAUCCAUCACCGUGCCCCGCGUCGUCUUCGUGGCGGACGACUACGACUCCCCGGGUUCCUCCUCCCGCGGCGCCGCCGCCGCGGCCUCGCCCGUCGGCCUCGACCCCGCCGCCAUCGCUUCGUACCCGAGGGUGCCCUUCUCCAGGGCCGCGGCGGGGGCGGACGCCGAGGCCGCGUGCUCGAUCUGCCUCAGCGAGUACAGGGAGGGCGAGAUGCUGCGGGCGAUGCCCGAGUGCAGGCACAGAUUCCACCUCACGUGCCUCGACGCGUGGCUGCGGCGGAGCGCGUCGUGCCCCGUCUGCCGGUCCUCGCCCAUCCCCACCCCCGUCUCCACCCCGCUCUCCACCCCACUCUCGGAGCUCGUCCCGCUGUCGCAGUACGCUGCCGACCGUCGCCGGAGCAGGUGACGGGGAUUGUCAUUUCACAUUCUUCAUUCUUUUCGUUUUAAUCCCGUUUGCUGCUGUUUAUCAACGAUGGGAUGCGGUGCUGGUUGUUGCAUUGGUCGGGACAGGUUUGGGUGAUCCAUCGGUGAUGCUUAGCGUAUUCAAUCUGGGCUAGAACUGCCAUAACAUGGAGAAAGUUUUGCUUGGUAGCAGCACAUUGUUGGACUAAGGCAGGCAAUCAGUGUACAUACAUUGUUCUUCCAUUCUAAUAUAGCUUCUAUCAAGUGAAGUUACCUGUGUCC
Phragmites australis (common reed) is the source of this 1239-nucleotide messenger RNA. Its product is annotated as RING-H2 finger protein ATL67-like. Lineage: Eukaryota; Viridiplantae; Streptophyta; Magnoliopsida; Poales; Poaceae. Gene Ontology annotation, molecular function: transferase activity. The transcript has a single exon. Gene Ontology annotation, biological process: protein ubiquitination. The record is from RefSeq and is a predicted model, not a curated record. The coding region runs from base 362 to 961 and encodes 199 amino acids.